AUCCUUCCACCAACGUCAGCCGGUGUUAUUUACAGCAUCGCCUGACAACGUGUUAUGUCACUCCGUGUUAUUUUAUGGUUGUCCAGUCAACAAGUAACACGUGCAUUGUAUUGCUAAUAGGUGCUGGAUUAUUUUGUCGCUUUCCUUAGCAAGCAGGAUUUUUUACAUUUUGGCACGCAUUUUUGCGACCGGCAGUCUUUAUUCAGCUAAAAUGUAAGCUAGCUACAGUACCACUCUUCCCUUGCCACACCAUAAAUGACACUAGCACCACAUUAGCAACCUAGCCGUGUGGAUAAUCUACCUUUGGGCUAACUAGCCGUAAAGCUAGUGUGGCUACAUUGUCAUAACAAUGGACGACCCCGGUAUAAAGAAGCAGAAUUGGGACGUGAAGGAGACCGAGUUAUUUCUGGAAAUACUGAAGGACUUGGACAUGAAAAAAUGCUUAGACGGGAGGAAAGUAAGGAAUAAUAAACUGUUUAAGGUGGCACACAGGAGGAUGACAGCGGCUGGUUAUCACAGAACUGUGGACCAAUUAAAGUUUCGCUGGAAACUUCUCAAAAGUGCGUAUUAUAAGUGCAAGAGGGAACCGAACCUCCCGGCACCGACCAAAAUACAAGGUUGGUGGCGGUAUGAAAAGACUAUGAUAGCUAUCAUGGAGUCCAGACACCCCUUGUUAGGAGCUGGUGUCAACUCUGUCAGGAAUGAUGAAGUGACAGAAGACUCGGAUGGAGAAGCAUCGAUGCUGCACUGGCCGCAGCCCUGCCCGGACAAUACCGCCCAGAACCUGGGUUUAAUUAUCAAAAUGGACCCCGAGAUGGACUCGCAGCUGAAGAUCGGUUUUAUUGGUGCAGGGAACAUGGCAUUCGGCAUUGCAAAGGGCAUCUUGUCUGGAAAUGCUCUUCCUGCAAACAUCAAAGUUAGCGCACCAUCCUCAAGAAACCUGGGACGCUUUCAGGAGCUCGGUGUUGCCGUCACUCAUUCCAACGAAGAGGUGGUCUCUGGGUCAGAUCUGGUCUUUGUUGCGGUCAAACCUCACCUGGUAGCACCUGUUCUCACUGAGAUCUCAGAACACGUCACAGAGCGACACAUUAUUGUGUCUGUGGCAGCGGGGGUAACACUGGCAACAUUAGAAGAGCUCUUGCCAGAGAAUUCAGUCGCCAUCAGGCUGAUGCCAAAUCUCCCAUGUUUGGUUCAGGAGGGAGCUCUCCUGUUUGCCAGGGGAUCCCAUGCAAAACAGGAAGACGGAGCUCUGCUGCGCUCUUUGCUGCACCGCUGUGGUUUGGUGGAGGAGGGACCGGAGGCCUGGAUCGACAUCCACACUGGACUGAGCGGGAGCGGAGUUGCUUUUGUGUAUCUGUUUACUGAAGCGCUGGCAGAAGGAGCUGUAAAAAUGGGAAUGCCAAGUGCUCUGGCCCACAGCAUCGCAUCUCAAACUGUUCUGGGUGCUGGGAAAUUGCUACGUGAGUCCGGGAAGCAUCCGGCUCAGCUCCGCUCUGAGGUCUGCACUCCGGGUGGAACAACCAUCUACGGGCUUCACACCCUGGAGCAGGGCGGUCUGAGGGCGGCGACCAUGAGCGCCGUGGAAUCUGCCACUGAGAGAGCCAGGGAGCUCGGCCGAAAGUGAGCAGAAAGAUCCAGGAAAUAACGGCUGCUCUUUGCCUUUCUACUACUGCUCCAUUGACUUAAUUCAAGCCUUGCAACAAACUGACUUUUUGGCUCAACUUCACCAUGGAACACAAAGACAAAGCAGGACUUGUCAUCUUUUCUUUGUUCAUUUCUUUCCCUUUCUCAUCAAUUAGUGAGAAUGCAGAUUGCAACCAACUGACAGAUUCUCCACUCACCCCUCCCUUUCAGAGAAACUACAGUGGCCUUCAGGUAACAUAAAAAAUGUGAUGGCCCUUAAGAAUG
Messenger RNA from Trematomus bernacchii (emerald rockcod), 1908 nucleotides. It is a transcript of the gene pycr3, whose product is annotated as pyrroline-5-carboxylate reductase 3. The transcript is spliced from 7 exons. Gene Ontology annotation, molecular function: pyrroline-5-carboxylate reductase activity. Gene Ontology annotation, biological process: L-proline biosynthetic process. NCBI's taxonomy places the organism in Eukaryota, Metazoa, Chordata, Actinopteri, Perciformes, Nototheniidae. The record is from RefSeq and is a predicted model, not a curated record. The coding region runs from base 350 to 1624 and encodes 424 amino acids.